UUCAUAGAGAAUGAAUUAUCAUUAUAAUUGAUUAGUUUCAUCAUCAAAUUGUAUUUCUUCUUAAAUAUUUUUCCACUAAGUUUAUUAAGAUUACUGAGUUCAUUGCGUCUAAAAAGCGUUAACAAGUGACAGAAUAGCCUGUAUCUACAAUCUUUUGAAUUAGUUGACAAAUCAUUAAUCGCCUGCUCCAGUGCCUUUAUUCGUCAAGUAUAAAUGUUCGAAAGCUGAGAUUUCCCAGAAUAUUAUAUUAAAAGAUAGUAAACAUGUUUUGGAAACAUAAUGCAAACUCCUCUUCGGAAAUAGAGGCCCUUCUUGGAAAAGAGGAUAUAACUCUUAUGGAAGUUAUGGAUUCGGAUGACAUUAUCAAUGAAUGUAGAGUUCAAAAUAAGGCCUUAAUAGACUUUUUACAAAAGCCAAAUAUAAUGGAAGAAUUGGUAAUAUUAACUACUAAUGAGCCACCUAUAGAACUAGAAGAUCAUAUACGCUACAAAUAUCCAAACAUAGCAUGCGAGUUAUUAACAUGUGAUGUUCCUGCUCUCAAUGAGAGACUUGCUAGUGAUGAAUUACUUCUGGAUAAAUUAUAUCAUUUUCUGGAUAGAGAGCCACCAUUGAAUCCACUAUUGGCUUCAUUUUUCAGUAAAAUUAUGGGUGCCCUUAUUGCAAAGAAGACUGAGCAAAACUGGUUGUCCUAUCAGUUUACUUGCUUACAGGUCCUAGACUUUUUAAAAGCCAAGGACACGUUUAUAUCAUUACUGCUCAAACAUAUAGGCACAUCAGCUAUAAUGGAUCUCAUGCUCAAGUUAUUUACUCAAGUGGAAGGCAUUGAAACUAAGCAGAAUAUAUUGAAUUGGUUAGACAGCCAACAAAUUAUACAAUCUUUAGUCUCUAUGUUCAAUCCUAGCAUUGAUAAAGACAGACAUUAUAAUGUAGCUCAACUUUUAUGUGAUUUCAUAAGAAUUGCAAGAGAAAAUCAGAAAAAUUCUUUGGAGAGGGCUGAUCCAGAUCCUCUGCUCAAUACUCUUGAAUCUUCUGAAAUAGUUGAUUUGUGUUUGGAAACAAUACUUACUGGAGAAAAAUGCGAGUCUUCCACAGUCGGAGGUAUUCAGGUUUUACUGGGGCUUCUUGAUGUUAACCAAACCAGUAUUUCUAAAUUCAAUUCAAUAACAAGCUAUAACGAUAUAAAUGAUGAAGCUAAUGAUAUUCAACAUAAGGAGAAAGUGUUAAAUAAUAUUACUAAAGUCCUAAUUGGAAAAGUAGCUGAUUUUCACAAUAUACUAUUAGAUCCACCAAAGCAAAUGCCAUUGGAACUUACUUUUGGUGUACUGGAUCCUCCUCUGGGUCAAACUAGGUUACAAGUAUUAAAGUUAUUCGUUUCAGUGAUAUCAUCUAAAAAUAAUGAUUUAUUACAUAAAAUGAUGUCCUUGGGAACUUUUUCAACAAUGUUAGAUCUGUUCUUCAAAUAUUCAUGGAACAAUUUUCUUCAUACACAAGUAGAAAAGUGUUUAGUGCUUGCUCUAAAUAUUUACGUAACUGAAGAUAGUGAUGAUACUGCAGUUGCCUUAUGUAAACAUUUAAUAGAAAAUUGUAAACUAAUAGAAAGAAUAUUAAAAGCUUGGGAGGAGAAUGAUGAACAGCAAAAAGCCAAAAGUGUUCGUCAGGGUUAUAUGGGCCAUUUAAUAAAUAUAAUGAAUGAAAUAAUAAUUUCUUCUUCAGAGAGUUACUUAGGUCAAUUCCUCAAAGAAUACCAUCCAGAAAUUCAUGCCAAGUUAGAAGACUUUAAACAAAAUACCCUUGCUGAAAUCAACAACAAACAAACAAUCUUAUUGGGUGGUUUUCAUCCUAAUGGAUCUAGUAACAAAGAUAGUGGUGACUUUGGAGAUUCAAGUCUCCCGAAUUCUCUUGCUUCCCAACAGCAGCAGCUGUAUGCUGAAUACCAAAUGCAGUAUCUCAGUACAAGAUACAUAGAAGGUUAUUAUAGUGGAUUCACUGAUGAUGCGUUCAACGAAGGAGGAAACACACUUCAGUCCUUAGAUCCAGAGAUACCUAUAGUGGAUAUGAAUUUUGAUUUCCCAGAGAAUAAUGCUCUUGCAAGUCAAGCGUUCAAACAUCUUUGUUCUCAGAGCAUUAAUACAUUAGAUGAUGCUGAUGAUCAGAUUUUUGAAGAUAAAGAUCAUACUUUCCAGACAGUUAUUGAGAAACAAGAUCAGAAGGAAGAUAGGCUUGACAGUAGUGAUAGCGAUGAUGAUAUUACAACUGAAGAUGAUAUGGAUCCCUGGUCAACUGUGAAAACUGAUGUUGAAAAUCUAAAAACUCCAGAAGAUCCAUGGAAUUCAUCUUUUGAAAAAAAAAACUUGGAAACUGAAACAUGGGCUGAUUUUUCGUCAGCCUCUUUUGAAGCUGAUUUUAGUAAUACAUUUAAUAAUCAAUUUCCAACUAAUAAUGUAAAUGAUGAAAGCGCUGAACAUAGUGUUGAUUUUUCAAAAGUUUCUAGUGGGGAACUUGAAAAGAAAGAUAUGGCUAAUGAACAGAAUGUAUCUGUAAUAAAAGAAACAAUCAAUAAUGAUCAGAUAAUUGGAGAUGUAGAUACUUCAAAUAUUCCUCAAAUGAAUGAACAUGAAACUGCAAAGAGAGAACAAGAGAAUGAAAUUGAACUUGAUGAAUUAACUUUAAAUGAAGAGUCUAAGGUUUCGAACAGUGGCCUGCUUGAACAGAAAUGUCAUGAUUCUACUAAAACAGAUGAAUGAUGUAGCAACAUAUCAAGGAAUGAGUUUCAGAGAUUGAAUUCCUGAAAAAAAAUAUUUUUCCACCCUUCUGAAGCAAUUAUUUGUGGAAUUGUUUUUUUCUAAAUUGACAUUAUUGAUUAGUGUAAUCUUCUUAUUUUCGAUUGUCUUUAAAUAAUUUUACCUAUCAUUAGAAAUACUUCACUCAAUAAGUUUUGUUAUAAUUUCCUUCAUAUUUUAAGUAUUUUCCAAAUACAUGGAGAUUUUUAAGAAUAUAUUUUAUAUAAAAUAUUUUUUUUGUUUUAAAAACUAUUAUUACUACCUAAAUUUUAAUUUUUUUAUAUAAUAAAGUAUUUUCUCUUUGACACUCAAUUAAAAUUAAAUGAUUAUAUCUCUUUUUUUGAAUAGAUAAGUUUGACAUUUGGUUGAAUAUAUUCUAAGAAAAGUUAAAUUAGCUGAAUUGAACACCAUACUAAUUCAAAGAAAAAUUUGAGUUGAUGUUUAUUUUUUUUUUUUUCACUAAGGGAUAAUUUUCAGAGGAGUAGAGAAUUUCAAUAAACAGAAAUAUAAAGAAUACUCUUGAAAGACGUAUCUAUAUAUUCAUAAUAGAUGCAUGUGCUUUGUACAUACUUUUCAGUAUUUUGCUGGAAAAACCUCAAUAUUCUUUUACAACAGUGGAAUAUUGGAUUAUAUCUCUGCAGUUGAAAAUAAAAUAUAAGGACAUAUUGUACUUGAACUAAAGUAAUAAAUUAUUCAAUUCUGAUGCAGUGCCUAACAUUGAGUGUAUAUUUUGGAAUAUUAAGCAUAAUUGAAUUUUUUUAACACAUUUUUAAUUCCAAUUCAACUACUGAAUGUAUUUAUAUCAUAUUUAUUAGGAAUCAAUUGAAAACUUUGUAAAAUUAUUCAAAAAUGAAAGGAAUUAAAAUCCUUAACAUUUGCCAAUCUAUAUAUUAGUUGCAGUAAAGUGAAUAUUGGAAAAUUGUAUGUUUUACCAUUUAAUUUGAAUAAAGCUUGAACAAUAA
Molecule: messenger RNA, 3742 nt
Organism: Harmonia axyridis
Lineage: Eukaryota; Metazoa; Arthropoda; Insecta; Coleoptera; Coccinellidae
Gene: fmt
Product: serine/threonine-protein phosphatase 6 regulatory subunit 3
Exons: 14
Coding region: 264-2744 (826 amino acids)
Cellular component (GO): nucleus; cytosol
Molecular function (GO): protein phosphatase binding; protein phosphatase regulator activity
Source: RefSeq, a predicted model, not a curated record